AGCAUCUUGCUUCCGUCUGUCUCCCCCUUCUCCUCUCCCCGCCGGUCGCCUUCUCCCUUCUCUUCUCCCCUCCCUCCCCGCGAGCGGAAACCAAACCCCUACUAGGGUUUGCGCUCCGGGCAUGCUCCCCUCCUAGCCACCACCUCUCUUCUCAUGGCCCUGUCCACCUCCUUCUGGCCAUGACCGCCACCGCUGCCGAUUUCUCCCGCAACCACCGCAAGCGCCACAUCGACUCCCCCCUGCCCCGCCACUUCCACGUCCCGCAGCGCCUCAGCCGCCUCCGCUUCAGCCCCUGUGUCUUAUUCGCGCCCCCUCCGGAGGCGAGGUCUUUCGCAUUCGACAUGGGCAACUAUGCCUCCGGCCUCUUAUGCGGCCGGCGGCCCAGGGAUGAUGGGCGGGAGGUGUGCGGGCGCUGGGUCGGCGUGUCGCGGGAUCUCACUGUGGUCACGGAGGAGGAAGCGGGGACGACGGCGCACUUGGUGAACAGGGGGGUUGGGGAUGCGAGGAAGGCCGCCUUGGAAGCGUUGCCGCCUCGUCCACGGGAGAAGAGGAAGCCGUUCUACUUGGAGGCGCUCGAGGGGGCGAGGCAGCGCGACCCGAGGUUGGAAGCAUUAGGGUCCGAGGUGAGGCUCCAAGUGGAGAAGCUUGCUGAGAUACGGAAGUCAGACAAGGCUCCCAAGGAGGAUCUGUCUGAACUCUUUAAACCUCUCACCACUGAGGAGGAAAAUGAAGUUAAUGAUUGUUUGUACAGUAGAGGUCCAAGUAGCAUAGUCCUAGUGCUGCAUGAAUCUUCUAACAUCGAGAUCAGCAAAGAGAAGUUCCGGUGCUUGAGACCUGGUGGCUGGUUAAAUGAUGAGGUUAUUAACCUGUACCUUGAAUUGUUGAAGGAGAGGGAAAAAAGAGAACCGAAAAGAUUUUUGAAAUGCCAUUUCUUUAAUACAUUCUUUUAUAAGAAGCUUGCUUGUGGAAAAAAUGGGUAUGACUACAAAUCUGUUAGAAGAUGGACUACCCACAGGAAGUUGGGCUAUGAGCUCAUUGAAUGCGAUAAAAUCUUUGUCCCUGUACAUAAAGAUAUACAUUGGUGUUUAGCAAUUAUAAACAUGAAGGAAAAUACAUUUCAAUACCUUGAUUCUCUUGGAGGCAUGGAUCGUGAUGUGCUAAGAAUACUGGCUAGUUAUAUUGCAGAGGAAGUGAAGGACAAAAGUAACAAAGUAAUCGACACUAGUUCUUGGCAUGAAGAGUUGAUUGAUUAUAUUCCUUUACAGCAGAAUGGGUGGGAUUGUGGUAUGUUUAUGCUCAAGUACAUUGAUUUCCACAGCAGAGGAUUGAGCCUGUCUUUUAGUCAGGAACACAUGGAAUAUUUUAGGAAGAGAACAGCAAAGGAAAUCUUAAGAUUAAGAGCUGACUGAUGGAUACACAUCCUUCUCUUUUUGGAAUAGAAGCUGUUUUUUUUUAUUGACAAUUAGAAUAGAAGCUGAUUGAGUCAUGCCAAUAUUCCUUGUUUGGCAUCGUUCUAACCUGCAAAUCCAUUAUUGGACGUUUGUCGCGAUGACAGGAUCAUAUGUUCUCCCUUAGAUGCUGGAUAAUAUGGUCUGCGACCUGAAGCUGCUGAACGAUGGCGUCCAAUGAUGUAAAUGCUACUGAUUUUCUGCAAAGCAAUCUUGUCUAGGGAUUUGAGUGGCAGGAACAGUGAGGUGUAGCUGCACUGAUAUUUGUCUUUGGUUGUAGUUUGUUUCAGAUUAGUUUGUGCUAGGAUAAUUCUUUUUCUGCCAUGGUUCUAAUCUUGUACUUUAAUUUAAGGCCUGUAGGUGUGGAUCUGUUGAUUGCGAGUCGGCAGUCAGAUGGAUGUGCUUAUAUUUGAUGGUUCCCCACAGUUUAACAAUUUUCACUCCUUGUUUUUUGUCUUCC
Messenger RNA from Phragmites australis (common reed), 1908 nucleotides. Its product is annotated as putative ubiquitin-like-specific protease 1B. The record is from RefSeq and is a predicted model, not a curated record. The coding region runs from base 180 to 1409 and encodes 409 amino acids. The transcript is spliced from 9 exons. NCBI's taxonomy places the organism in Eukaryota, Viridiplantae, Streptophyta, Magnoliopsida, Poales, Poaceae. Gene Ontology annotation, molecular function: deSUMOylase activity. Gene Ontology annotation, cellular component: nucleus. Gene Ontology annotation, biological process: protein desumoylation.